UUUACAAAUACUAAAACUAAGUUUUAUUUUUGAAAUUAUUAAUAAAAAUGCUUGGACCUGUGGUAAAUGAACAUGAAGAAUUCGAUAUUUCCGAUGAUGAAUCGAAUCUAAGUUCUUACUUAUUUAAUCAAAAAUCUUUGAUAGAUGCUUUGAAAAUACCAUCUGAUAAAGAUUUAUUAAAACUACGUAUAUGGGACAUAUAUCUAGAUGAUUCUGAAGAAGCUCAAAAACUUAUUUAUGCUACAAAUUUAUUUGAUCUUCCUGAACAGAGUGCCAUCGAAGAAGAUUGUCGACGAAUAAUUGAUGCACUUCAAAUUGAAGAAGAAGAUCAAGAAUCAGUUCUUUUAAACUUAAAAGUGAUUAUUACAAUUUAUUGUAAAAGUGAAGGGCUAAAAUAUAAACCUGAUAAUGGAUGGAUAGAGCUAUUAGGAGUAUUGAUACUAAAAGGUUUUUCACGAUUUGAAACAUAUAAUUUAUUUAAAAACAUGAGAGAUAUUUAUGUACCAAAUAUUGAGGCACAUGGAUAUUUACUGCGUCUUCUACUUCUCUAUCAUAAUCCCGAGCUUUGUUUAUUCUUCGAUCGAAACAACGUUUGUCUCAUUAAUUCUACUCACGUGUGGACAAAUACAUUAUUUGCUGGCGUCUGUAACAUACCAGUAGCAACUUUAAUUUGGGAUUAUAUAUAUAAUUUCGAGGAUACCUUUUUUAUUUCUUUUUUAUGUCUAGCGAUGAUUAUCACAUUCAGUGAAGAAAAUAAAAUAAUGCAUGUCCAAAGCAAACAAAAAAAAAUAGAAACAGACAUUGAAGCGUUUCCUAGCUCAAUAGAUGAAAAACAGAUAAUGGAAUUUUUAAAAUUGGCAGCAUCAUAUGAACUUAGAACACCUUCGUUCUUUAAACAAAAAUAUUAUCCAUUCAUUUUUGGAAAGCGUCAAGAUCUAGAUAAUGAACUUACUGAUUUAUGUUUACCUGUAUCAGCACAAGAAGUGAUGAGAAAUGUAUUUGUAACUUCUCCAGUUGAUGAACCAAAAGCUAUCAAAUUUUUUGUUGCUGACUGUAGACCUUUAGAACAAUUUAAUAAUGGUCAUCUACCUGUUGGAUAUUUUAUAGAUUGUGAUUCAAUCUUUGAGUUAGAUGCUCCUGAUUACGUAAAUAUAUUAAAAAAAUCACAGAAAUUUAAGGAUAUGUUUAAAUCAAAUGAAGAAGAUUAUCCACUUUCUAAGCACGUUACAAUAAUGGGAAAUGGAUUUUUAGAAGAUAAUGAAUGUGUUCAAGUUAUUAUUAAGGAUCUCCUUCAGAGUUAUAUUCCUUAUGUUAGUAUUAUCAUUGGAGGUUACCAAGCAGUUCAUAAUUAUUUUAGAGAACAUGUUGGUCAGUAUCUUAUUGAUCAUAAUAAUCGAUCGUGCUUAGCUUGUAUAUUAAAUACAUCGAUGGAAGAGGAGAAAGAUCAGCUUGUAGAAUUGAUGGAAACUGAAAAAGAAGAAGAACCACUUGGAUUAUCUAAUAGAAUAAGGACUAAUCUUACUCAAAGAGGAAGAGAAGUCAAUGAAAAAAUAAUGCGAUGGAUUAGAAUUAAUCCCCAUUUACAUAAAAGUCUCGACAGUGAAAAAUUUGAAACAGUUUCCAUUACUGAUUGGGUAAAAAAUCCGAAUGUUGUAAAAUUAGUGGAAUGUAAAGAAAUAACUAAAAACAAUACUUACAAAAGUUUGCUUAUUAUUACUGAUUGUCAGCUACUUCUAAUCCGUGAGAAGAGAGCUUUCAAGAAAGAAGGAAAAUUAAUUGUUCAAUGUCCUAUAAUGAGCAUCGGAAGAAUUUCUGCAAGUAAAAAAAAUAGCAAUAUUGUAACUUUCAAGCUUGACAAAACAAAUGUUGAUGUAACUGCUCCUUCAGACAGUUUUAAACUUUAUAUUCCUGGUUCCCAAGAAGUUGUUAAAGUAAUUAGGGAGAUAAUUACAUCGAAAUGGUAGAUUGAUCAGAAUGAUUCAAUUCCUAUUUCAGUUAAUAUUAAUAUAGUUUAAUAUUCAUAAUUUUUUAAUUAAGAAUUGAUUGA
Chelonus insularis is the source of this 2047-nucleotide messenger RNA. Its product is annotated as TBC1 domain family member 23-like. Bases 48 to 1964 code for a protein of 638 amino acids. Gene Ontology annotation, cellular component: trans-Golgi network. NCBI's taxonomy places the organism in Eukaryota, Metazoa, Arthropoda, Insecta, Hymenoptera, Braconidae. The record is from RefSeq and is a predicted model, not a curated record. The transcript is spliced from 4 exons. Gene Ontology annotation, biological process: retrograde transport, endosome to Golgi.